Sphaeroforma arctica JP610 is the source of this 367-nucleotide messenger RNA. RefSeq lists its product as hypothetical. Lineage: Eukaryota; Ichthyosporea; Ichthyophonida. The transcript has 2 exons. The annotation marks the transcript as partial. The record is from RefSeq and is a predicted model, not a curated record.
CAAUUACCUGUACCUUCCGCGCUUCUUCGACCCUGAGUUAUUGGCCGAUCAAGAUGUGUAUGAGACGUAUGAGCAUGAGCUGAGCGAAGGGAAUCCCUGGAGCUCAACCGUCGACUUUGUCGGAAAAUUAGACCCCAUGCAGAUCGAUGCUACGGACACGUGCUAUCGCCGUAUGCGCGCAUUUGCUGGCACUGAGCCAGAAUCACCCUUCGCAAAUAAUCCGUACGAUGUAAACCACGGCGAUGUCGCCGAUAGAUCUCAACAUAGUUUACAAACCACAGGAAGACCGUUGAAAACGGAAGGUGUGCGCCAGGUGGGCGGCGGCGCAAUACUAUCGCUGUAUUGUGGCGCCGGUAAAACGGUAUUU